This is a messenger RNA of Leptomonas pyrrhocoris, 2203 nucleotides long. Its product is annotated as putative RNA-binding protein. Gene Ontology annotation, molecular function: mRNA binding. Gene Ontology annotation, cellular component: cytosol. The record is from RefSeq and is a predicted model, not a curated record. Lineage: Eukaryota; Euglenozoa; Kinetoplastea; Trypanosomatida; Trypanosomatidae. Bases 203 to 2203 code for a protein of 666 amino acids. The transcript has a single exon.
GUUUGCUUUCCAACACACAAAGGAACCUGUGUGUGCGUGUGCGCGUUAUUAGCGUGCUGCUUUACUCACUGCAAGACGCACACGGAAGUAACACUGGCUAGUCUUUCUGCCGUAGUGUCGAACUGCUAUCUCACUCACGCGCAUCAAGCUCACAGACUCGCCACACAUAUAUCUUACUUCGUGUUUUUCUUUUUUGAACUCUAUGUUUCGUGGACGGGGUCGAGGCAACGGUGCCGGUCGCGGUCGCGGUGCACACCCCUCCGCCCAGCGCACCUCCGCCGUUCCCGCCUUCCCGGUUGUUUCUCGCGGGGCCCCUGCGGCGGCGCAGGAGGAGUCGCCCGCUGCCACCUCCGCACCGCGUCGUUCCUCCCUCAAAGGUGCCACCGCGGAUCACCACCACCAACACCACCGCAGCGGUGAAGACGAUGACGCACCGCCGGUGGCUGUGAGUGCGCGCCGCAGCGGUGGUGCAGCGGCUGCAGCGGAGGAGGAAGGUCACGCCGGUUUUGUGCCACCGAGCUCCGCGCGCGGGGGCGGAGGCGAGGACCGCGGCCGUGGACAUGAUCGUGGGCUGUCUCGCGGUCGCGGUAGCUUCCGCGGUGGUCGUGGCGACGGUGGGUUUCGCGUUGGUCGUGGUGGUGCCGUCGGCCGCGGCGCCGAUCGCAACUUCCGGGGCGGUCGCGGUGGGGCGUACGCCCAGCAGCGCGGCCGCGGCGGCUUUGCACGCGGCGGUGGUGCCCCGCGACACGACGACGACGGCAACGCCGAGGAAGACGCACGCGAGGAGAAGAAGAGCGACGGCCCCACCCGUGUCAUCACCACCGUGACUGAUAGUGGCACGGAGCUACCGCGGAAGCUGAACACGAAGGUGUUCCUUGACGGUCUGCCCUACACCUACACCCCUGAGCCGGGCAAGCCGACCUUGGAGGAGGAGGUGCUGCAGUUCGCGGCGGCUUGGAAGGUGGGCAAGCCGCUACGGCUCAUCAAGAAGCCCGGCCAGGGGUUUGGGUUUCUCGUUCUGCAGUCGCCCAACAGCGUGGCGACGGCGGUGCGUGUGCUGAAUGGACGCAAGUUCCUGGGGCGUGCCUUGCGCGUCGAGGAGCCGAAGCCGAAGGACCUGGAGAAGAUGAAGGACAUUGGCGGCAUGAAGGAUAUGGGCAAGGACAGCUUCACUCGUCAGGUGCUGCUGACGGACCUGGCCAAGGUGGCCCAGCCGGAGAUUAUUCGUGAGGUGCUACGCGACGUCGCCCCGCAGCUGGAGAAGAAGCUUGAGGCGAUCAAGAUGACCUCGCAAAACCGCAAGGCCUUUCUCACCUUUGAGUCCGAGACGGAUGUGGCGCCGGCAAUCACCUUCUUGGACGGGUUUCACCUUUUAGGUCGCCGCAUCAGCGCGGCACAGGCAGCAGCGCCCGGCUCGCUUCCCUUCUCCCACGGUGGCACCGGGCCCUCACGUGGUGGCUUAGCGGCGGCUGCGGCUGCAGCGGGGGGUGCCAGUGCAUCGAAGAACCCGGCCGCCGUUGCGAGCCACGAAGUGGACGAGGAGGAGGAGCUGACGGUAGUCCCACUCGGCAUGGCGCCGGUGAAGUCGUCCGCUGCCCCCUCCACCUCCACUCCCUCUUCAGCCGCGGUGCGGCGUCGCGAGAACGCUGUCCAGGCCACUGCGGCAUCAGCGUCGGGCGCCGGCAGCAACGUCACCGGCCGGACGGAGAAGUACAACCUGCUGGACGACGGUCCGAAGGAUAUUUACGUCGGCAACGUUGGCGAGGACGUGACGGAGUCGCAGCUGCGGCAGCACUUUACCCCGUGCGGGGCCAUCCGCAAGUGCGAGAUCCUCGUGCACCCCGAGACGCACCUCUCCACCGGCAUCGCGCACAUCGAGUUCGCCGUGCCUGCGUACGCGGCCUACGCACUGGAUCGCUACCACGGCUCGCGCCUGCGCGGGUGCGUGCUGCGCGUCGACCGCGGUGAUGCGGCGAGCGUGCCACUGGCGGCGGAGCUGCCACCAGCGGAAGCCGAAGACGACUACGACGAGGACGCUUUCAUGGAGCGCUACGGUGUCAAGGACAAGAAGACGUUCUUCAGGGGCACCUCGGUGGCGGCGGAGAUGGGCGCCGCCCCGGACUUUGAGGAAGAGGAAGAGGAAGCGGAGGAGGACGACACGGCGGUGGCGGCCAACAAGAGGGGAAGAAGAAGAAGAAGGUGA